Messenger RNA from Nicotiana tabacum (common tobacco), 351 nucleotides. Lineage: Eukaryota; Viridiplantae; Streptophyta; Magnoliopsida; Solanales; Solanaceae. The record is from RefSeq and is a predicted model, not a curated record.
AUGGCUGCUUCCAACAUUAGUUCAAUCCUUUUCUUGAUCAUAGCAUUAUUUUCCUUAUCAAGCAUCAACACAAGCGAUGCAGCUCGCGGUCUACUCCAACUUCCAAACUUGCCUACAAUACCGUCAUUGCCUCAACCAGCAAUGCCGCAGUUGCCUAAAAUUCCCAACUUGCCAACAGCAGCCACAUUGCCACCAUUGCCAACACUUCCAACAGCAACACCAUUGCCUUCUUUGCCGACUUUGCCCUCUGUACCAAAGAUGACUCUACCACCGAUGCCUGCCAAUAUUCCUAUUCCCAACAUGCCUUCACUUCCAACCAUUCCUACACUUUCACCCCCUCCAUCCAACUAG